This is a messenger RNA of Rosa rugosa (rugosa rose), 1153 nucleotides long. RefSeq names its product flavonoid 3',5'-hydroxylase CYP75B138-like. The transcript is spliced from 2 exons. NCBI's taxonomy places the organism in Eukaryota, Viridiplantae, Streptophyta, Magnoliopsida, Rosales, Rosaceae. The record is from RefSeq and is a predicted model, not a curated record. Gene Ontology annotation, molecular function: iron ion binding; heme binding; oxidoreductase activity, acting on paired donors, with incorporation or reduction of molecular oxygen. Bases 1 to 963 code for a protein of 320 amino acids.
AUGCUGUGGGGCGGGACGGUGCAGGACGAGGCCUCCGGGCUCGGGGCGGAGUUCCGGCAAGUGGUAUCGGAGGGGACGGAGCUGCUGGCGAAGCCGAACGUUUCGGACUUUUAUCCGGGUUUGGCCCGGUUUGACUUGCAAGGGGUGUUCAAGCAGAUGGAGGGUUUAGGGAAGAGGAUUGAUGCGAUAUUCGAGAGAGUGAUAGAUCAACGGCUGAGGAUGGAGAAGGAAAGCGCGAAGGAGGAGGGGAGUAAAGAUUUUUUGACUUUUUUACUGCGGUUAAAAGAGGAGGGAGAUUCCAAGACGCCGUUUACUAUGACUCACCUCAAAGCCUUGUUUAUGGAUAUGGUUGUGGGCGGGACGUACACAUCCUCCAACACAAUUGAAUUUGCAAUGUCGGAAGUUCUGAACAAACCAGAAGUGUUACAAAAAGUCCAGCAAGAAUUAGAAGCAGUAGUUGGCAAAAACAGCGUUGUAGAAGAGUCUCACAUUCACAAGCUACCGUACUUAUAUGCUGUGAUGAAAGAAACACUGCGUUUGCACCCAGCCCUGCCUCUAUUAGUCCCACAUUGCCCAAGUGAGACAUGUACUGUGGGGGGUUAUACCAUUCCAAAGGGGUCUAGGAUUUUUGUUAAUGUUUGGGCUAUACAUAGAGACCCUUCUAGUUGGGAAAACCCAUUGGAGUUUGAUCCAACUAGAUUCUUGGAUGGUAAAUGGGAUUACAGUGGGAGUGACUUCAAGUAUUUUCCUUUUGGGUCCGGGAGAAGAAUAUGUGCAGGGAUAGCAUUGGCUGACCGGAUGGUGAUGCAUUCGCUUGCUACACUGCUGCAUUCUUUUGAUUGGAAAUUGCCACAGGGUGAGAAGUUGGAUCUUUCGGAGAAGUUUGGUAUUGUAUUGAAGAAGAAGAUAUCUUUGGUUGCCAUCCCAACUCCAAGGUUAUCAGAUCCAGCACUCUAUGAGUAGCCGACAAAGUGCUUUGUGAUGUCAACUUCUGUUAGGGUUAAUUUGGGCCUAAGACCGUACAUAUUUCUACUCAUGAUGUACGUACUGAAUCUACUUUGGUGAUUGGAGCAAAUUAUACUCUAUACUAAAAGGCAAAUUCUAAAUUACUGUUCAUUACUACUUAAUAAAAUAGUGAUUGGACGAUUUUUCC